Messenger RNA from Malania oleifera, 1277 nucleotides. Its product is annotated as 31 kDa ribonucleoprotein, chloroplastic. Gene Ontology annotation, cellular component: cytosol. The transcript is spliced from 4 exons. Bases 102 to 971 code for a protein of 289 amino acids. Lineage: Eukaryota; Viridiplantae; Streptophyta; Magnoliopsida; Santalales; Ximeniaceae. The record is from RefSeq and is a predicted model, not a curated record. Gene Ontology annotation, molecular function: mRNA binding.
AUAACUCAUAAUUUUAUGUCUCUUCCAUUAUCCGAAGCCCACCUAGAAAUAGGGGGAGGGAAAAAGAAACCAAUCUUGUGACUGGUGUUACUGUCGCAGCAAUGGCGGCUUUAGAAGCGGCAGCCUCUGUCUUUUCUAUCCUUGCUUCAACACCGUCUUCUUCUUCGACGUUCUUCCCGUUGUCCUAUAAAUUUCUGCCUGUAAAGCUACACGUUUCUGCUUCUACCCCUUCCCUUUCCCUCAAAUACCCUCUUUCCCCUUUCUUGCUUCCUCCCAACAGCAGCCCAGCCAGAAGACCCAGCUGCGAACUGUGCUGUGCUGUGCAGGAAGUUACAUUAGAACAAGUUCCGGAGCAAACCCAGGAGCUGAAUCAGAAAAAAAAACUUUUUGUUGCCAAUUUGCCUUGGUCUUUCUCCGUUGCUGAUGUUAAGAACCUCUUUAGUGAAUGUGGAACUGUCAGAGACGUUGAGAUUAUAAAGCAUAAAGAUGGAAGGAGCCGAGGCUUCGCCUUUGUCACGAUGGCUUCUGGUGAAGAAACACAGGCUGUUGUGGAUAAAUUCAACUCUUAUGAAUUGUCAGGAAGGACUCUUAAGGUCGAGUUUGCAAAGAGGUUUAGAAAACCUUCACCUUCUCCUGCUAGCCCUCCUACUAGAGAGAUACGCUAUAAGCUUUAUGUGUCUAAUCUUUCAUGGACAGUAAGAUCUGGCCAUCUGAAAGAAUUUUUCUCUGCUAAUUUUAGUCCACUUUCAACGAAGGUCAUCUUUGAUAACCCUUCAGGAGGGUCUGGUGGGUAUGGGUUUGUAUCAUUUGCUACAAAGGAGGAAGCAGAGGCUGCAAUUUCUGCCUUAGAUGGCAAGGAGUUAAUGGGCCGGCCAAUUCGUCUUCAAUUCAGUCAUAAGAACAUUGAUGAAUCCAGAGAUGAAAAGGAAGUGGGAGACAUUUGUGAAGGGCAACCUGAAAAAUCAGAUUGACAUGUGUUCUUUGGCAAUUUUGAUCUAUGAUUUGCCAAUUGAGGAGGGUAAAUAUGGCAGAAACAGGAAAUUCACCUGCCCACUUAUAGUAAUGAUCAAAGGCAUUCUAUGUGGUCUCUGUUUUUUCACUUGUCUGUUUGUGCCAUUAAUUUUUAAUGUGUACUUUUACUGUGGCAGCUAACUUUGUUUUUAAUAUCUUACCAUAGUUGUCUAAAAUUGUUAAUAUAUUUUAUACUUUAAUUAAAUGUAGAGAUCAAAAUUUAUGUUUUAUCUUAUAAAAGCUGAAGUAAUAAUCUUAUGGGUUUC